Messenger RNA from Cannabis sativa, 1180 nucleotides. RefSeq lists its product as uncharacterized. The record is from RefSeq and is a predicted model, not a curated record. NCBI's taxonomy places the organism in Eukaryota, Viridiplantae, Streptophyta, Magnoliopsida, Rosales, Cannabaceae. Bases 422 to 874 code for a protein of 150 amino acids. The transcript has 2 exons.
UGUUAAGUUUUCACUGUGUAAGUUUAAUACUUUUAUAAAAAGAGUAUUUUUGUAAAAGAAUCUGUGUAGCAGUAAAAUUAUAAACUUUUGACCAAAAUCCAGUAUUUUUGUAAAAAAAACCCUUAUUAUGGCCGUGGAGGAUGUACAAAUGAGCCCAACGCCCAAUUAAAGACGAAAUUGGGCUAGUAUGGGCCUUGGCUUGGUAGGCGGUCCACAACACACAUUCUGGCGCGAAUCCCAAGAUUUCUGUACCAAUCUUCUUCUUCUUCGAUCUCAGUCUCCAUAAUUCAACAGUCAUUUUUUUUUUGACCUUAUCUUAAUAUCUAUGCUUAAUUUAUCUAUAUAUCCAUUUUUGUAUUAUUUUUUUUUUUCUUUCUUUCUUUCUGAAAUCUAAGUUGUCGAUUUUCCAUUCCCAUUCAGUAUGAGGAGCCAAGAUCAGCACCAACAGCACCAUCAUAACCAAUCUAGGGUUUUCUACGAGCUCAGUUCUAUGAUCUUUCACAUCCUCAAAUCCCCCCCUUUAUCCAAUCCCUUCACCAACGGAAGAAUCGGAACGACGUCGUCUUCUCCUUCAUCGUCAUCAUCAUCAUCAUCAUCGCGGGUGGCUUCGACAUCCUCAUCGAGACAAGCAUCGACGUUUUCGCAAGUCUCUAGCCCAACAGCUUUCGCUUCUCUGUUUCUAGGGAUUUCGUUGGCUCUGAUGCUAUUCGGAUCCGUGACAUUUGUGAUUGGCUUCUUUUUGAUGCCUCUGGUUAUGGGUUUGGUCUUGCUAUUCUACGCCGUUGAGGUUCUUUUCAAUUUGUCCGAAUUGGGUCGCUCCAUUCUUUGCCCUGCUUCCUCUUACCGCGAUGUCCCUGAUUGGAAUUUUUCUUGAAGGGAAGUGAUCUUUGUCGUUGUUAAGGUUAGAUCAUGCGUUUAUGGAAGAAGUUCAUACACUUUAUUAACACCAUUGUGUUAAUUUUGAUAUGUUUAUUUAAUUGUUAUGUAUUUUCUGUUCUCAACUAUGGAUUAUGUAAAAACUUGAAUUGGGUUUCUCUAAUUUUUGUUUGUAGAUUAUGAAAGUCUCUUACUUUCUUAGUCUUAAUAUUAGAGAAAGAGAAACUCCGAAUAGUGAUUAGUGUCAACUUGUUGAGCUUAAUUAUAAUAUGUUCAAUAAAUUCAUUUUGGCAUUAUUAUCAAA